GGCGUCCCGUGCACGGCUUUUAAAACCCCACAUCACCACGCCGCCGGAUCCCCCAAACCCCCAAGUUCACCGCCAGCGACCGAUCCCCCACCGCAAGUGAGAGCAAGGAGGGAGCAAUGGCCGGCGGCGGGCAGGCGGCGGUGUCGUUCCUGACGCAGAUUGCGAAGGUGGCUGCGGGGAUUGGCGUGGCGGCGUCCGCGGCCUCCACGUCCCUCUUCACGGUGGACGGCGGGGAGCGCGCCGUCAUCUUCGACCGCCUGCGCGGCGUGCUCCCGGGGACGGAGUCGGAGGGCACCCACUUCCUCAUCCCCUUCCUCCAGAAGCCCUUCAUCUUCGACAUCCGCACCCGCCCCCACAGCUUCUCCUCCACCUCCGGCACCAAGGACCUUCAGAUGGUCAGCCUCACGCUCCGCGUCCUCUCGCGCCCCGACGUCGACCGCCUCCCGGAGAUCUUCAACUCCCUCGGCCUCGAGUACGACGAGAAGGUCCUCCCCUCCAUCGGCAACGAGGUGCUCAAGGCCGUCGUCGCGCAGUUCAACGCCGACCAGCUCCUCACCGAGCGCCCCCACGUCUCGGCGCUCGUCCGCGAGUCGCUCACCCAGCGCGCCCGCGAGUUCAACAUCGUCCUCGACGACGUCGCCAUCACCCACCUCGCCUACGGGCCGGAGUUCGCGCAGGCCGUCGAGAAGAAGCAGGUCGCGCAGCAGGAGGCCGAGCGCUCCAGGUUCCUCGUCGCGCGCGCUGAGCAGGAGAGGCGCGCCGCUAUCGUCCGCGCCGAGGGGGAGAGCGAGGCCGCGCGCCUCAUCUCCGAGGCCACGACAACCGCGGGCAACGGCCUGAUCGAGCUCAGGAGGAUCGAGGCGGCCAAGGAGAUCGCCGGCGUGCUGGCGCGCUCGCCCAACGUCUCCUACAUCCCCGCCGGCGACAACGGCCAGAUGCUGCUCGGCCUCAAUGCCGCCCGGUGAAUGGAUCGUCUCCUGCCCUUCAAUUAGUUAGCGAUCUAUCGAAAUACUUUAGUAAUUCAGAUGCAUCGACUUAGUUUUGGUUCUGUGGUACGACCGGAGACUAGGUCAAGAUGGUACUGUGGACUACGAAUAAAGUUCUGCAGAUGUAGAAUUUAUCGAACAAUUGUUGCAUUUUUUAAUCCAAAAUUAUGUUCCACUUGUCA
Molecule: messenger RNA, 1168 nt
Organism: Panicum hallii
Lineage: Eukaryota; Viridiplantae; Streptophyta; Magnoliopsida; Poales; Poaceae
Product: prohibitin-3, mitochondrial-like
Exons: 1
Coding region: 117-965 (282 amino acids)
Biological process (GO): mitochondrion organization
Cellular component (GO): membrane; mitochondrion
Source: RefSeq, a predicted model, not a curated record